AGUAACCUGCAGGUGUCCCCGGGGUCCUACCCUGAUAGUGGUUGGUAUGAAGAUGAAUUUCAUUAUUUUCCGUUGUAACAUAGACCACUCCCUUCUCUAGGCCGCUUCCACUCAAGUAACAAAGCUGUAAUCUUACAAGCUAGACAUUCCCUUGUGUAUACGCUCUUUCAACUUCAGGUCCGACGCAGAUCAUCCGCACCGGGAACUUGUACCAUUCCUGCCUUACAAAUCGCGCAAUGCGGGUCACUACGAUUCUCGGUUUUCUCUCUACAGUCAUUUCUUUUAGUUUCGCUAACACUCAUGGCAACCACUGGGGCAGACGUCACCAAGAAGUCGCAAUCCGCGCUCGUGGUGAUGUGGAUGUCCAUAAGCGUUCCUUCGAUAAUGCUCGGUUCACCUUCUAUGAUGUCGGCUUGGGUGCUUGCGGGGACUACAGUGCUCCCACUGACUUUAUCGUGGCGCUAAAUGUCGAUCAGUACGGCAGUGGAUAUCCAGGCCCAAUGUGUUUCUUGUCAAUUACGAUUUCUUAUGGUGGAAAAACAGCCCAAGCUGUUAUCAUGGAUGAGUGUAUGGGCUGUCCUUAUGGUGGACUUGACUUCUCUACCGGUCUUUUCGAGUACUUCGCAGACGAGUCGGUGGGUGUACUCUACGGGUCGUGGUGGUUCAAUAGCGAUACUGCUGCUACCACUACCAGCUGGACUCCUACCACCACCUCAUCCUGGACUCCUGAACCUACAACGUCCACGACCCCAACGACGACAUGGACUCCUCCUACCACCUCCUCGACUCCAACGUCAUCGUGGACGCCUCCUACGUCUUCAUACACUCCCACUCCCACCACCACCACCAGUUCCACUCCCAGUUCCACUUCCACUUCCAGCUCCAACUCCCCCUCCUCGACCCCUACCCCCUCCUCGGCCUUGCCUACGACCGUCAAUUACAGCUCUGGUGUGGGCAGUGGGAUUGCUGUCCCCACUGGAACCGCUGUGGCUGCGCCAAACAGCGCCAACCCCGAGAAUCUUCUGGUCUUGAAUCAAGCCAUAAUUGAUAUUGCGAGCAUGCUAGUAGCUGCAGAGGACGGUAUUUAAGGUUGCCCCUUAGGACAUUUCAUCUGGACACGGAAUGCAGUACGCAGUGUCUAUCUUUAUUACAAUAUUUUGUUCCAUCGCUUCUUCAUAUUUUUCACAGCUUUUCUGCACAUUGACUUUGUAGAUUUGUCGCAGUGCUGUUUAUACCCUCAACGUUACAUUGCAUGAAUAUGCCGACUGUGAACUUGCUAGUCAUAUGUUCCCGUAGUCAUACAUAUGUAAAAUUCAUGUUGUUGUUCUUUGAGUUGAACUCAAACCAUGAAGUACAGUAGGAACAAGUGAAUGAUACCAUUUGUCGUUGUAAAAUACAGGUCUAUGCAACACU
This is a messenger RNA of Suillus subalutaceus, 1413 nucleotides long. Its product is annotated as plant expansin. The transcript has 4 exons. The record is from RefSeq and is a predicted model, not a curated record. The coding region runs from base 237 to 1088 and encodes 283 amino acids. Lineage: Eukaryota; Fungi; Basidiomycota; Agaricomycetes; Boletales; Suillaceae.